Necator americanus (New World hookworm) is the source of this 1395-nucleotide messenger RNA. RefSeq lists its product as uncharacterized. Gene Ontology annotation, molecular function: GTP binding; GTPase activity. Lineage: Eukaryota; Metazoa; Nematoda; Chromadorea; Rhabditida; Ancylostomatidae. The record is from RefSeq and is a predicted model, not a curated record. Bases 1 to 1395 code for a protein of 464 amino acids. Gene Ontology annotation, biological process: endoplasmic reticulum organization; protein homooligomerization. The transcript is spliced from 13 exons.
AUGAAAUUAGAUCGUGAGGUUGUCAUUAUCAGUGUGGCCGGCGCUUUUCGGAAAGGAAAAAGUUUUCUGUUGAAUUUUUUUCUGGAAUACUUGUACUGUCUACAAAAAUCCCAACAGAGUGAUGUUCCGUUGGAAUGGUUGACUGACGACUGUCAACUUCAUGGAUUUCAUUGGAGGUCGGGUGCGAAGCGAGAUACUGUCGGUGUAUGGAUAUGGGGUGAACCAAUUAUGAUUGAGGCAGCUUCGGGAGAGAUGUACGCCGUGCUUCUGAUGGAUACGCAAGGGACGUUCGACAACUCGUCCACAUAUCAACAAUGCCUCUCGAUUUUUGCUCUUUCAACAAUUAUUAGUUGUGUUCAGAUUUAUAAUGUGGUAGAUAACAUCCAAGAAGAUGCUCUACAGCAUCUUUCCCUAUUUGUUGAGUACGGAAGACUGGCGUUGACAGAAGCUCAACAAUUCGGAAAACCAUUUCAGAGCCUAGUGUUCUGUGUACGCGAUUUUAAAAACCCGGAAGAGUAUGGAUAUGGGGAGGAGGGAGGCGAGAAGUUCUUGCAACAGGUGUUGACGCCAUCUGCAGACCAACCGGAAGAAAUUCGCAGUGUCAGAGAACAAUUAUCAGAUUGUUUCGAGCAAAUCUCCUGCUAUCUGCUUCCACAUCCCGGCUAUCGUGUCGCCGAACGUCAGUCCUUCAGAGGGCACGUCAAAGAUUUACGGCCGAUAUUCCGCGAAGAAAUGAAAAAGAUGGUACCAUCAUUGUUGAAUCCACAUGCAUUGCAACCGAAAAUUAUUAACGGGAAACCUGUGACCUGCAGGAAGCUAAUGCAGUAUUUUAAGGAAUAUGUCAGUUCAUUCGACGGGAACUCACUGCCUGAGGCACACAGCAUUUUGAACGCGAAUGCCAAGCUAAUUUGUAUUGAGGCGGCUAACGAAGCAAAAAUAGCAUACAGUAGAGGGAUGGACCGGUCCACAGCCGGUUCUCGGAUGAUGCCCGAAAAGAAAUUGCUGGAAGCGCAUAUCAAGCACGGGAUCACCGCGCUGAACAUCUUUGAUAAGUGCCCAAAAAUCGGGACCGCCGACGUCAGGAGCAGGGCAUUAGCGAAAUUGCAGGAAGAUAUUAAUGCAGAGCUGGAACGAUACAAGCGACUCAACCAGGCGAAAAAAGUGACCGGAUGUGCUUCAGCGAUGACAGCCUGCGGCGAUAGUGUCCUGCUUGGAGUAGGGCUCGGCGCAGCUGCCUCUGGAGCUGCUGCAGUGACUUAUUGGACCCUACAAACGGGCCUCGUGAGUGCAGGUAUCGUAGCAAUUCCCAUCUCCCUUGCUACAUUGUUCGUGGUUUGGUUGUACGUAUCCGCAAAACCUCAUAUUGAUGAUUGCUUGAAAAAAGAGCCUCAAUAG